CAUUUAGCUAAAGGAAGAAGAAAGAAAUUGUUAUGACAAAUGACAAGAGGAUUAUGUAAAUAUAAAACAUUCACUUGGCCUUAAAUAUAAGUCCUUUACUUGCCUAUUGUGCAGAGCGAUAAUGACUACACAAGUGAUUACAUAAACACACUUUACAGGGAUAAGUAAAUGUCAGCAUCCUUAAUGCCAGCGUUUUUUUCAGGAAAAAAAAACAUGCUGAUUUAGGUUGUUAUUAGACAGUGUCCUUUGCACUGGGAAACAGUGAACAAUGUGCUGUAAGCUACAUUACUAUUAACGCUACCUUACAUUUCUUAUCGGGACUUCAAAUAAAAUAAUUAUCUGAUGAUUAAUACCUCAACUAGCCUUUAUGACAAAACGUAAACGGCAGAUUAGAGCAGGCCACUGAAACAGCCUCUUUCCACCCUGCUGAGAUAUCCCGUUUUACCCAUUCAGCAGUAAUAAUUAAGGCAGACAUUGUUUAACAUGAUGAAAAUUACUGGAUGUAUAAAUAUCACACCAAGGUACAACCCAAACUGGGAGACUGGGUGUGCUAGUUUGGGGACAUCUGCCGCAUCGGAAUUCAGAAGCCAGCUGCACAAAAGUCAAAGAAGGACAUUCAAACAUCAAAACUACAUCAAUUAUGUAAGGGUUAAUGCAGUACAAGUCAUGCAUUAUAAGUUUUUAAACGACUGGCGGUGGAGGCAAAGACCUACCCAAUGCACAGCAGUAGCCUCUGUGGAUUGCAUUUAAAAAUGUGAAACUCGCAGUUUGGAGUGCAUUACCCAGCGUAAUCCAAGGUUACUAUGCAUUUGGGUGCAUUACCCAGCGUACUCCAAGGUUACUAUGCAUUUGGCCGCAUUACCCAGCGUACUCCAAGGUUACUAUGCAUUUGGGCGCAUUACCCAGCGUACUCCAAGGUUACUAUGCAUUUGGGUGCAUUACCCAGCGUACUCCAAGGUUACUAUGCAUUUGUGUGCAUUACCCAGUGUACUCCAUGGUUACUAUGCAUUUUGGCGCAUUACCCAGUGUACUCCAAGGUUACUAUGCAUUUGGGCGCAUUACCCAGCGUAAUCCAAGGUUACUAUGCAUUUGGGCGCAUUACCCAGUGUACUCCAUGGUUACUAUGCAUUUUGGCGCAUUACCCAGUAUACUCCAAGGUUACUAUGCAUUUGGGCGCAUUACCCAGCGUACUCCAAGGUUACUAUGCAUUUGGACGCAUUACCCAGCGUAAUCCAAGGUUACUAUGCAUUUGGGCGCAUUACCCAGUGUACUCCAUGGUUACUAUGCAUUUUGGCGCAUUACCCAGUGUACUCCAAGGUUACUAUGCAUUUGUGUGCAUUACCCAGUGUACUCCAUGGUUACUAUGCAUUUUGGCGCAUUACCCAGUGUACUCCAAGGUUACUAUGCAUUUGGGCGCAUUACCCAGCGUAAUCCAAGGUUACUAUGCAUUUGGGCGCAUUACCCAGCGUACUCCAAGGUUACUAUCCAUUUGGGCGCAUUACCCGGCGUGCUGCAUGGUUACUACGCAUUUGGGCGCAUUACCCAGCGUACUCCACGGUUACUAUGCAUUUGGGUGCAUUACCCAGUGUACUCCAUGGUUACUAUGCAUUUGGGCACAUUACCCAGUGUACUCCAUGGUUACUAUGCAUUUGGGCGCAUUACCCAGCGUACUCCAUGGUUACCAUGCAUUUGGGCGCAUUACCCAGCGUACUCCAAGGUUGCUACAGUAUGCAUACUAUGGAUACAAUCCAAUCACCAUUAUUAUUUCGAAAACUGUUGCUAAAACCGUUGAUAACAUUAGUUUGAAACUGCCUGUUGCUAAUCCAAAGGUGAGUAGUUAGCUUGAAAUUCUCUGUUUAAUUCUAAAACCUGUAACAAUAAAGUAAAGUUCAUAAAAGUUUGGGAUAAAUGUGUAUUAACUGUGGUAUAAGCGUUGGAUUUGCCUUCACAGCUGUGUGUUUAAAAAUGUAUACAGUAUGCACGGCUUUUCAUGCGUUACAGAUAAUGAUAGCACACUAAUUUAGUUCUGUAUGCCAGACUGGCAGUAUGCGUGUGGUUAUAGAAAAUCAAUCAACACCUUUCAGACCACUGGAGGUUUCUUUAAGGCAACAGGGGUAGUUAGUGCUUCACCAAAAAAGAAAAUAAAAAAAUAUAUAACAUUCAUCUAUGUACAUCACAUAAAACAUCUUCACGAUGUUAACAUUUCGUUGUAAUGACCUUUUCCGUGUGAAACCGUGUGUGGUGGUUCAAAAAAUGUGUAACAAAGUAUUGUGCGAAAACCCUGAGGGUGACAAAAGGAACUUCAGAGAAGCGUAACAUUUUAUGCCUCUCUACGUUAAUUUCAGAUUUUUUAAUUGUGCAAAACCAACAUGUCAUUGCAGUGACAGAAUUAAAUCUUUUGGAAAAUGUGAGGACUGAUAAUUUGAUCAAUGAAGAUGUACAUUUACAGUUAGCCAACAACACGGUGAGGGGAAAAACCUGAGAGAUUCUGAAAAGUCUGAUUGAUGCGAUUUAAUUCUCGGGUCGAAAGGAGCUGCCAUUUAGGGGACGCAGUGAGAGUGAAAACUCUGACAACAAAGGAAACUACAGGGAGACGACAGAUGUGCUUUUCCCACUACAACAACAUUCUGCCUUUUGUUAGUGUGUUUGUGUUGCAGAUGUAGAGUAACGCAAAGCUGCGUAAUCUACUCAUAUUUUAAUCAAGUCAUUCAUUUUACUGCUGUUUGUAUAAUGACUGAAUUUCAGAAAAGGGUGCAGCUGCUGAGGCCUGCUGAAGAUAUCAUGAGCAAACAUCACUUUGUAAGCUUCAGUUCACCAGUUUAACAGUUUAUGCAACUGAAGGCUCAGUAAGCAGAUUAAAUUGGGUCACAUUUUGAUUGAAAUCGGCAACACAAUGUAAAUGUUUAGGACUGCAGUGUCAUGAAUAAUUUACUUUUCACUGUAAUAAUAAAGCAAUCAUACUCUAAACUGAAGCUCUCAUUGUAAAAGUUUCCUCAGACAUCGUGGGCUAUUGCAGGGCUCUGCAGGUUAGGCCUCUGUCCGUGUUUCUGGAAGAUUUUUCGUUUGGAUCCUAUAACUUAUAGAUCAAUCAUGUCACUUUUGGGCCCUUGAACAAGGUCGCUAACCCAAAACCCUGCUCCGGGGGUGUCAGGAGACUGGCUGAGACGGUGCUCUGAUGCCAAGCUGUGUAUGUGUAUCUCACAGGACAGCAAGGUGGGAUGUGAUGUGUGAACCUAUGUGCUUCAUCCAAUGGUGAAUAAAGUAUCCGGCUAAUGGAAUCUGGAACAAAAAUGGUACCAAACCCAUGAAAGUAACAUUUACAAUAAGAUUCUUCUUUGAUGCUUCAAUAAAAACAAACAAAAACAAAACUCACUUAUAACAGUCUAUUCAUGAUUUACUAAAAUGUACAACCUAAUUAAUAACCUGAUCAUAAACUGCUCAUAAACCCUUAAUAAGGUUUCACUCAUUGUAAAGUGGUUCCAUAAUGUAAGACAUUCGACCGUCUUCCAAUUGCUUAUGCUGGUCAAGGUCACAGGCAAAUCCAUAUCAACAAAAUGCAAAUUUCUCCUUAAAUUUUCAAUAUACCUCAUAAUUUACAAUAUACAGCAUUCUUCAGACACUUAUUUUUUCUAUGCUAAUAUAUUGAUUUCUCAUACUGAUGGUAUACACUUUAUAAUUUGUGUAACAUUCAAUCAGUGAAGAUUUAUUUGCCACCGUGCACCUGUAGUUGCUUAGUCAAUUACUUUUUUCAGAUAAUCCUGCUACAAUAAUGAUAAGCAUAAUUUAAAUAGAAUGAAGAAAGUUAUUUAUAUGCAAUCGUAAAAUCAAUGUGUGUUUAUACCCAAUUUGCUGCCCUAAGCAGUCGGUAUCUUCAAACAUGUAGAAAAAACAAUAUAGAAAAUAACACAUACAGGGCACAUUCAAUCAGGGGAAUUAUCAAACAGCGGGGAGGUAUUUUGAUUACAUUGUAUUCUGAUAUAUAAAUUCUUCAAAAAAAGCAAUAGUUUCAUCUAAUGAGCGAAAAUUUACGAUUGUCACAUAAGUAUGAACAUGUGCCAAUGUCAGUAUCAGGCAUUUGCUUCUGAAGUGUGUUUCAGUCAGUUCUUUGUUUUUCAAAAAUUAAUCUUUUAUUUUGAAAAGGAAGCCACUUAUUUUUAUUUUGAAUAUUAUUAUUCCUGAGCACAAUUAAGAUUAAUUCUGUAAUCCAGGCCAAACAAUGUAUUAAAACCAGAUUUGAUUGGCAAAUGUAAGUAGAACACAUAUUAUUUAGAUACUCACAGCACUC
Molecule: messenger RNA, 4285 nt
Organism: Brienomyrus brachyistius
Lineage: Eukaryota; Metazoa; Chordata; Actinopteri; Osteoglossiformes; Mormyridae
Exons: 4
Coding region: 804-1841 (345 amino acids)
Source: RefSeq, a predicted model, not a curated record